This is a messenger RNA of Effrenium voratum, 435 nucleotides long. Lineage: Eukaryota; Dinophyceae; Suessiales; Symbiodiniaceae. The record is from the annotation of a GenBank genome assembly.
AUGCCGCGUGCCUUCUGGUCUGCCCACAGCUACUGGCGAUUGGAGGAUGAUGAGAGCGGUGAGAAGGUCGUGCGGUUUGUCCCCACUGGAGAAGUCCUGCCACUCCCGGACUGCAUCUGCGGUGAUGACACAGAGCUGGUCCUCGGUCACUCGUUCGCCAAAGCAGUCCUGAAGAGGGAUUUGGUUUCCCUGAGCGUCUCGUCAUUGUUGCAAAAGUCCCCGGACAUCAAGAUUGCUGGCCCGCUGUUUCUGAAGGACUGCGCUGACGCUGGGACUUUAGACGAGAAGCCUGAAGUCAAGACCCCGCCACGGAAGAGCCGGAAGACAACCAAGAAGCAAGGGUCUCCUGAAACAGGGGCCAAGCAGUUGAAAAUGUCCAGCCCUCAAAAGCCCAAGAGUGGCAAGGGCGGUCUGAGCGACGUUGAGUCGGAUUGA